AUGAGUAGCUUGGAAGCCGCCAUCGAAACUCACGGUCAGACUCUGAAAGUGGUGAUGGAUCACUUGACGCACGUGGAGAAAAUGCUCGGCCAGGGUAUGCAUACUUCUCACCUCCAAACUCAUCUGCAACAUUUUUCGAUUUCAGGGAUCGUCUUCUCUGGCUCCUCGAAAGGAAAAGAGCUGACAAAGGCGUUGCAAUCGGCGCUGAACGAAGUGGUCGACUGCCUGGACAGCCUGAGAGAGCUGCUCGAGGGAUCGGGAAGAGCUCUCGACGAGCUUUUGCAGAAAAUGGUAAAGAUUGAGCAGAUCUACGGUAGAAACAAUACACGUUUUCAGGAAGAGCAAAACAACGAAAAUAUCGAAAACAUUUCGCCAAUUAUCUGA
Molecule: messenger RNA, 384 nt
Organism: Caenorhabditis sp. 36 PRJEB53466
Lineage: Eukaryota; Metazoa; Nematoda; Chromadorea; Rhabditida; Rhabditidae
Source: the annotation of a GenBank genome assembly